Molecule: messenger RNA, 1599 nt
Organism: Laetiporus sulphureus 93-53
Lineage: Eukaryota; Fungi; Basidiomycota; Agaricomycetes; Polyporales; Laetiporaceae
Exons: 8
Coding region: 1-1599 (532 amino acids)
Source: RefSeq, a predicted model, not a curated record
AUGGCAAAGAUGCGUGAAGACUGCCCAGCCAACAAACCCUCGCCAAAGUCGUCCCCCGCAUACACCUCACACAGCGGACCCCAGAUUAGUGUUGGAGUAGCACGAGGCCAGGAGCUCCGCGGACGCAUCAACACGCGCUACGCCCGGUUUCAUCAAAAGGCCCAAGUGCACCUCGACAUCUUUGUACAACCAUCGUGGCUUUCAUGGUGCGGGGAGUUAAUUUCGCCUGAGUGGGCUGCUGCCGUCUCAGUGGACAAGGAACCGAGCCCUCCUCCGGUGACUGAGGCCUCCGUGCACAUGCCUUCCAAUACUGGGGAGGUUGCGGCCUCUGGUUCCCUGACCGCUUCCACCAGUUUCGACGACUUGCUUCCCCCGGCUGUUUCAACAUCUGCUUCUGUAGUAGCUGCACCAGUUGCUGCUGUGACUGCUGAGGGUGUUCCCAUCCUGAAGUUCGAGUUUCAAGCUCGUGCGGCAAACCCUGUCGCUAUUGACCCUCCUUCCGAUUCCGAUACUGCGGCCAUGGAGGUCGAUAUCCCGCUGGCUACUGUGGUCGCUAAGCCCCCUUCCGCACUGGGCUCCGGUAUCAUUGAGCUUUCCAGUAAUGAUGAGGACAACAGCAACAGCGACGAGGUCCAGUACGUGGGUGGCAACAUUCCUAACUUGUCUCCGGCCCACCCGAAGAAGGGUAAGGGGCGUGACCACAAACAUGCGAAGCCGUCCAGCAUGACCACCGUGUUCGAGGAUCAGUACGUGCGCAUGCCGGUCCAUACAUUUUGCGAUCGCUCCCUUCCGCCGACGUACCUCCCGCUGUGGCAGAGGCCUUUCAUCGCUUGCUUGUGUCUCUACUGUUUAUCCUCUGAGAAAGUCUCACAUACGUGCAUGCUAAGCGAGUUCCGGCUGAAGUGUCGCAAAUGUCAUCGCGACCACAAGGCCUGCAAAUGGUGUAUUCGCAACACGGCCGCAGACGCUAACGAUUCGGACGGCUGGCUUUCGCUGAAAAAGAUCUACCGUCACAAUGACUGGGAAGUGCCUAAAUCCCCUGAGGCCUCGGUGAUGGCAAAGGCUUCUCGCCACCAGGUUAGAUAUGAUCGGAAGAUGCGCGACACCAACACCACUGGAAGCGAGAAGGUUGCGCUUGCUGCGGCGCUGCGUCUUUUUCUGGUCAGCUCCCUGCCUGACACGCCUGAGACUGAGUCGGAGGUCGAUGAUGCGUUCGACGAGGUCGUAGUAAAGCAAGAGAAGGAAGCCGCCGGUCCUUCAUGUCGUAACCUGGCUAUCCCACCACCUCCGAGUGCUCGUCUCGACCAUCCUUCCAAGCAUCCUCGCAUCGACGAUUCCAAUCCUGAUGACAUCAUGAUGCAGCAUUUUCACGCCGGUACCAUCGUCGUCCCGUCGACUAAGGUCUUCAAGUCACGUUCAUCGAAAAGCAAGUCUCACGUCAAGGGCUCCUCCAAGACCACGACUGCAAAAUUGGAGCCGUCUCACACUUCAGCAACUGCCAUUGAGCCUUCUGUGGCUAGCACGCAACUCGAGCGAAUGAUUGAGCUUUCGCAGCAGCUUCUCGUGGAGAAUCGUGCCCUGAGGGCUCGCAAAUUGUGA